AUGACGAUAAUUUCGACAACGACUAGUGCUACUGUCCCAGUAAUCGGAUGGCCCAAAGUAACCCUCCCCGAUAGGGAAGGCACAGUCCUAACCGGUAUCACGGUGCAAUACAACGAACCAGACUUCCUUCGAGUCAACAAAUCUGUAGACGCUUAUCUGGGGGUUCGCUACGCCGAACCACCGGUCGGACCACUUAGGUUCCAAGAUCCGAAGCCGUACGCCUACAGAGGAAACUACAACGCGACGGAGGACCAAGAUAUGUGCCUACAGAUGAUGGUUCUUGACUAUCUUCCAGACCUACCAGGGCAACCGAUUGAAGGGCGGAAGAUGGGGGAGGAUUGUCUCUUUCUUAGUAUCUACACCCCAUCACCAAAGCCCGCCGUCCCAUCCCCAGUUCUUGUUUGGAUUCAUGGUGGAGGAUAUUUGAUAGGUUCGGGCUCAGCUCGUUCAUAUGAUGGUGUUCCAAUGGUAGCCAUGUCUGACAUCAUCGUAGUCGCAGUCAACUACCGCCUCGGUGUCCUUGGUUUCUUGACUACGGGAGACGAUGUGGUACCGGGUAACAUGGGUAUGAAAGAUCAGAUAUUAGCUCUCAAAUGGAUACAAGAAAAUAUAAGAGCUUUUGGUGGUGACCCAGAAAGUGUGACGAUUGCUGGGCAGAGUGCAGGAGGUGCUAGCGUGAGUCUUCACAUGCUAUCUCCACUUUCAGAAGGUCUAUUCCAUCGUACCAUCAUGCAGAGUGGGAACGCAAUAUGUCCAUUCGCCUGGGCUAAUCUGGACACCUGUAUUGCUGAUACCCACGAGUUUGCAGCAUCUCUAAACUGCACUACAUCAAACAGCCAGCUAAUGUUAGAUUGCCUACAAGAUAUUGACGCCCAUGUGCUUUUACAUGAACAAAGGUAUGGAAGCGGAUAUUUUGCGAAACCGGUCAUCGACGGCCAUUUCCUGCCGGAUAAUCCAAUCGAAAUGGUGAAGAGGCAUCAGUUUCAGAAGCUACCGACUUUAAUAGGAACAACUGAAGAUGAAGGUUCUAAUAAUGCGAUGUACCAGUUCUUCCCUGCUUCUCUAUUCUCGCGACCGACACUGAAUAUAUCCGAAUUACGAAGCAUCUUGCCACGGAACCUCUGGUUUGCGAAAGAUCCGAUAGAGAUAGCCGCAGUCGAGCAAUUGUAUGUUGAUUGGUCUUUAGCUGACGACGCAUCCGCGGAUCAGUUCGACGUCUUGAUCCGUGUCGGGACCGACCAGACAUUCACCUGCCCGACAGAGUACCUUGUUCGUGAACUGGAGAGGGCGGAUGUUGAGUUGUACCGAUAUGAAAUGACACACGACCCAUCCUGGUCAUUAUUUGGGGGCAUCCCGAAGUGGAUGGGGGCAGCUCAUGGGGAAGAUAUCCAGUAUCUAUUUGCGUGGGAUUUGAACCCAUCAUACGAACGUGUCGUAGGACAGACAAACGAGGAGAAGUUCAUGUCUGUCGAGUUCAUGAGAUAUUGGUCAAACUUCGUUAAAUCUGGUAAUCCGAAUGAACCGAAUGGGAGUGUACGUUAUCCCGAGUGGCCUAGAUACACUUUGCCCGGCCAAGAAUACAAACAGUUGUCACUGAACAUGACCAAUGGACGGGCGAUGAGGGCGUCGUUCUGUUCUUUCUGGUUGAACCAUUGGACGAAUCUCCAUUACCUCGCAGCCUCUCCUGAUGAUCUUUAUGGAGACUGGCAAGAUCAUUACGAAAGAUGGCGCGACAUUGAUAUGAAGGAUUGGACUGCUGAAUUUGAAGAUUACAAGACAAAUCGAUGCCCAGACGACACCACCUGA
Molecule: messenger RNA, 1806 nt
Organism: Lytechinus variegatus (green sea urchin)
Lineage: Eukaryota; Metazoa; Echinodermata; Echinoidea; Temnopleuroida; Toxopneustidae
Product: cholinesterase 1-like
Exons: 8
Coding region: 1-1806 (601 amino acids)
Molecular function (GO): cholinesterase activity
Source: RefSeq, a predicted model, not a curated record